Molecule: messenger RNA, 992 nt
Organism: Mustela erminea (ermine)
Lineage: Eukaryota; Metazoa; Chordata; Mammalia; Carnivora; Mustelidae
Exons: 2
Coding region: 1-900 (299 amino acids)
Source: RefSeq, a predicted model, not a curated record
AUGGGAGCAGGAGGAGAGCUGCAUGGGAGCAGGAGAGUCGACGGAAGCAAGAGAAGAGUCGACGGGAGCGAAAAGUCGGCGGAGUGGAGGAGCUAUAACCGCCGCGAGCGGUCCCACCACCGGCGGUCCCUGCGCCUGCAGCCUCCAGCCGCCUGCAGCUUCCAGCCGCCUGCAGCUUCCAGCCGCCUGCGGCCCCGCCUCUGGUGGCCCCGAGCCACCUGCAGCCUUCAGCCGCGUGCAGCUUCCAGCAGCCCCGAGCUGCCCAGACACCAGCGGUCCAGCUGUCAGCGGUCCCUCGAUGCCUGCGGCCCUGAGACUCCAGUGGUCCAGUGGCCCAGCGGUCAGCGGUCCCGAGAUAAGAGUGGUCCAGCAGUCCAGUGGUCAGCGGUCCCCACGCCUGCAGCCCCUAGACGUCAGUGGUGCCGAGACACCAGCAGUCCACCCCAGCGGUCAGCGGUCCUGAUGCCUGCAGCCCCUGGAUGCCAGCAGUCCCGAGACGCCAGUGGCCCAGAGAUGCCAACGGCCCCUAGCCGCCAGCAGCCUUGCCGCAAAAUGCCUGAGCCAGAGCGGCCUUGUCCGCAGCGGUGGCUUCCUCUGGGUGGCAGCCUUGUCAGAGUGGUAUUGUGGGGAGCAGAGUCUGUGUCAUCCGGGUUGUCCUCCUUGUCAUCAUCGCUGUCAUUGUUGCCUCUUCGACGUCGGGAGAGGCCUCGUCCGGGAAGCGGUCUUGUCCAGAAUUGCCUCUUCUUGGGAGCGGCCCUGUCUGGGGAGCAACCUCAUGGAGCAGCGGCCUCAUCUUGGGAGUGGCCUCUUCUUGGGAGCGGCUCCGAUCAUGGAGCGGCCUCAUCUGCGGAGCAGCCUCAUCUAGAGCAGCCUCGUCCAGAGCAGCCUUCUUGGGAGUGACCUUGUCGGGAACAUCAUCCUCACCUUUUCGUAAGAGAUAGCCCUGACUGGUCAGUUUGAUUCUUGAUGCUUGGCGCAAAAUAAAGUUUUGU